AUGGUAACAGAACCAACUGUUUCAUCUCUAUGGUUUGUAGAAUCAUCAGAAGAUAACCAUACUACAGCUAGUAGAUCAACGACAAUUGAUAAUCAUUCAUUAAUUUCAUAUUAUCCAUAUAGUUCAUUAUAUAAAGCUGAAAUAUUGAUUGAUGGACAUUUAAAAAAAAAUUGGAAUACAUGUUGGACAAAAGUUGUUGCUGUAAAUGAAUUAAUUAUUGGUUUACUUAUAUUUAUUAUUGGUAUACUUAUGGUUCUUUUUCAAUUAUCACUUUCAUCAACAGCUCAUGGUAUAUGGACAGGUGCUUUAGUAUUUAUUGCAGGACUAUUUGCUUUUUUUACUAUUAUUUAUCGUCGUCAUCGAUUCUUUCUUGUCGUUGCUAGUAUUCAUAUUAUAACUGGUUUAGCAUCAACAAUUUUAAUUUUUAUAUCAGUUUUUGCUAUUGCAUUACAAAUGAAUAAUAAGAAUUCAAAUUUUACAAUAAAUAUUAAUGAUCGUCAACUUAACUAUGGUUUACAUGUUACACUCAUUAUUUUAGGUCGACCAGCAUUAAAAUUAACAUUUACGCCCGAUGAAAAAUACUUCACGAAUGGUCAUCAAGUUGAUAUUCAAUGUGAACUACUUAAUCCAAAUGAUCAUACAGAAGCACCACAAUUAUGGCAUGUUGAUAUAAAAACUGGUAAACAUUCACCAAUAUCACGUCUGUUAAUAAAUUCACCAUCAAAUGAAGCACCCGAUUCAUAUAGACGAAAUUCUAAUAAACGUAUAGAAUUUAUUAAAAAGAAUCAUAUACGUAUAAGACAUUUACAAUUAGAAGAUUCAGCACGAUAUGAAUGUAAUUGUCCUGAUUGUGAACAACAAUUAGAAGAACAAAAAAAAGUUUUACAAGUUAUGAGAUUAGCUGAACCUAGAUGGCAUAUUGAACCUGGUUGGCCAAUACAAGAAAAUGCUAAAACAACAAUAAAAUGUACAGUUGAUGAUUUUUAUCCAUAUGUUAGUCAUAAAAUAAUUCGUAAUCAUCAUGAAAUAAACGAUGGUAAAACUACACCACCAAAUCCAAAUACAUUUCCGCAAAAAUUUUCUUGGGAAGCAACUGUUACACCCACAGCUGAUUGGCAUAAUCAAACAUUACAAUGUACAGUUACUCAAGGUAAUACAGAACAACAUGCACUAAAAGUUCUUGAUGUUUUAUUUACACCACGCUUUCUUAAAUGUGAUGAAAAACAAUAUGUUAAUUCAACAAAAGAAAAUGCAACAAUUGAAUGUUCAUAUUCAGGAAAUCCAGCACCUACAUUAACAUGGUUUCAUCAAACAGAUGAAAAACCUAUUAGAUCUGAAACAGGUAUUACUAUUGAAACAAAAGAUGAACAUCAUGGUAAAUAUAAAAGUGUUGUUACAUUUGAUCGUGAAAAACUAAUUGCUAUACCAUUAACAACAACAACAAUGGCACCAUCUUCUAAUGGAAAAUCGGAUACAACAAUUAAACCAAAAGCUACAGGAGAUAAUUAUUAUCAACAAUUAUUAACUGAUGGAUUUAUUGUUAAAUUAACAUAUAAUAAUGAAGAAAAAGGUUUACAUAAAAUAAAUAUAGUUAGUGAUGUAAAUGAAGUACGAUCAAAUGCACUUGAUAGUUCAUCAAUUAAAACGAUACACAAUCUCUCAACAUCUAUUAUGUUCUUAUUAUUUUUAACUAUUCUCUAUAUGAUACAAUAUCAUUGA
Rotaria sp. Silwood1 is the source of this 1719-nucleotide messenger RNA. The record is from the annotation of a GenBank genome assembly. NCBI's taxonomy places the organism in Eukaryota, Metazoa, Rotifera, Eurotatoria, Philodinida, Philodinidae.